AACAAUCAGAUCAUUAUUGUUGUUAGAGAAGAUAUGGGUGGUAGUGUGUGGGUUGUGUUGAGCAUUAGGGGUAAUGGUGACUUGUGGAAUUGCUUGUGGAUGGGGGUAAAAGGAAUCCUUGAGUUCAUUUAG
Acaulospora morrowiae is the source of this 132-nucleotide messenger RNA. Lineage: Eukaryota; Fungi; Glomeromycota; Glomeromycetes; Diversisporales; Acaulosporaceae. The record is from the annotation of a GenBank genome assembly.